Plasmodium malariae is the source of this 6987-nucleotide messenger RNA. RefSeq names its product serine/threonine protein kinase, putative. The transcript is spliced from 2 exons. The coding region runs from base 1 to 6987 and encodes 2328 amino acids. Gene Ontology annotation, biological process: mitotic DNA damage checkpoint signaling; protein phosphorylation. The record is from RefSeq and is a predicted model, not a curated record. Gene Ontology annotation, cellular component: nucleus; cytoplasm. Gene Ontology annotation, molecular function: protein serine/threonine kinase activity; ATP binding. NCBI's taxonomy places the organism in Eukaryota, Apicomplexa, Aconoidasida, Haemosporida, Plasmodiidae.
AUGGAAAACUAUGUAGUACCCCCAAAUUUAAAAAUUAUUAACUCACAUGUUGACGAAAGUAAGGUAUACACGAACAAGUAUAGUAGUGAUAGAAUAAACAGUAAAGAUGGUAAUAAUUAUGAAAGAGAUAAAAAUGAUAAAAAUGGCAAAAAUGGUACUAUUAAAAAAAAAAAUAUAAACUAUAAAUAUAUGCAGCAUUUAAAGUGCACCCCUAACAACUGUUCUGACGGAAGAAUUUGCAAAAGUAACAGCAAUGGUGUUGCUCUUCAUUACUGUGCUUCAAAGGAUGAAUGGAAUAUGAAACAUUGUAUCAGCAUGAUGAAAAAAAAAAAACAAACAAACAAAUGUAAAAACUAUGAUGAUAUUAUCUUAAAUAACAAGAUAAAUAAGUUAGAGGAGUUCAAAUAUUCAAGAGAAUUGAUAAGAUUUUAUAAUAAUAAUAAUAAUAAUAAUAAUAAUAAUAAUAAUAAUAAUAAUAAUAAUAAUAAUAAUAGGGUUGACGAUUCGAAUAACUCCAUUAACUCUUUUAUACCUAAUAAAAAAAUAUGUGGUAUUCAAAAAGAAAAGGAAAAAACUAAUUUAAUUAGUUUCUAUAAAUAUAACAAUAAUAUAGUAAAUGAAAAUAGUAAGUCAUACAUAAACAAAGACACUAAUACAUUAAAUGAAAUAACUUGUGGAGAGAAAAGUGUAGUUAAGUGUAAUCUUAACUCAUUUACUUGGAAUAAUUUAGUAAGUAAAAAUUAUUAUACGAAUGGCAUAUACGAAAAUAAUGAUGAUCUUUCAUCCAGUUUUAAAAAAUCCACCAAUGCAUCAAAUGUAAGUGCUCAGUUAUGUAGUGGACAGUAUGACUUGUGUAAACUGUGUGAAUUGAGUGGACUGUGUGAACUAUGUAGAUUACGCGAACAGUAUAAAUUAUACAAGGACGAUAAAAAUAAUAUAAACAAAAAAGGUAGUAAUAUAAGUGCAAAUAUCAAUAAUAGGACAGGUGUUACUAGUCAUAUGGCUACAUCGAAUUGCACUUGUGCUGGUAAUUUGGCAACGAGUAAUUACACGGAGGGAGCUCUAUUAAACUGUUUCUUAAGGGAAAAUUUUGUUGGUAGCACUAUGGGAAACAACGAUGAGGAGAGUAGACGUCUCAGUAGUGUAGGAAGAAGGGUGAGUAGCAAAGGAAGUGGUUGCAAUACAAGUGGCAUUGAAGGAAGUAGUGAGGAGGGCGUCUACAGGGGCCGAAGUAUGAACAACCCUAAAUUCCCUUCGUGCGCAAAAACAAAAAGGAUUAUGGUAAAAAAUAGGAACAAUCAACUAGGCAGUUCUCACGCAGAAAAAAAAUAUAAUAACAUGUCAAAGUGUUUUAUUAAAAGUUUUAGCACAGACUCAAAUGAUUUAAAUGGUAACACACACGUUAAAAGAGGAAUGAUCAUUACAAGGUGGUUCCCUCGUAGAGACAGCAAAUGCAUUUAUAAUCAUAAAAAUGGUAGAAGUUUUAUCACUAGCUGUUACGUUACUGACGGUAAUAGCAGCAGAACGGAUAGUAGCACGAUCGAUCAUCAAAAUAUCAACAAUGAUAAUAAUAAUGAUAAUAAUAAUGAUAAUAAUGAUAAUAAUAAUGAUAAUAAUGAUAAUAAUGAUAAUAAUAAUGAUAAUGAUAAUAAUUAUUAUUAUAGCAAUUGUGAGUCUGGUUUUUUUUGCAAUUUUAUGCAUGAACGAAACAGCUCACGAUAUAAUGAAAAACAAUUAACUAUUUUAAAAAGUAUGAGAAAUAUCAAAAAAGUUAAAACAAAAAAAAAAAAAAAGAAUGAACUGGAUAAAGAAAAUGACAAAACAUGGGAGGAGGGCAAGGAUGAAAUGCAAAGUCUGAAGGGAAGAAGUGCUUUAAAUAGUUGCAAAAAGAAAAAACAUGUACUUGGCAAUAACAUUUUUAAAAAUCUACCGAAUAAAAAAGCACACAGUGAAUGUCUGCUAAUGAGUGAACGUCGAAUUGUAAAAAAAAAAAAUAAGAAGAAGAAGAGUAAUGGUAGUGGUAACGGUAGUAGUAGUGGUAACGGUAGUAGUAGUUGUAGCGGUAGUGGCAAUGGUAAUAGCGGUAGUGGCAAUAGUAGCGGUAGUGGCAAUGGUAAUAGCGGUAGUGGCAAUGGUAAUAGCGGUAGUGGCAAUGGUAAUAGCGGUAGUGGCAAUAGUAGCGGUAGUGGCAAUGGUAAUAGCGGUAGUGGCAAUAGUAGCGGUAGUGGCAAUGGUAAUAGUAGUAGUGGCAGUAAUAAUAGUUGUAAUUGCUUUAAUAAUUAUGCAAGCAGACGUAGUAAAGGGGAAAAAAGGAAAAACAGGAUGGAAAUAGAAACGGCACAAAGUUUUCAGGAUUUACAUAUGACGCAUGAUACGUGUUUUAAUAAAUGGAAGAAUAAAAAGAGAAGGGAUAAAAAUAAAAAACAGGCUAGUGUUAGUUCUUAUAAAAACUACAAAAUUUUAAAUGAUAUCAACAGCAAAUCGUUGUUUGCUGAUAAACCCACCAGGCCACUUCCCAUGAACAGUGUCUUCAAGCAUGAAUUCAAAAUCAAUGAAAAUAACGAAACAUGGGUUAGUUCAUAUCGCAGUCGAAGAGGAUGCAUCAAUUGUAGCGGUUGUAGUGAUUGCAGUGGGGAUUCUGAAGAUAAUAGGAGGAACGAAAAUAAAAAUGACAGGAAUAACACCAGUAAUAACAAUGAUGGUAAAACUGCAAAGACACUAUAUCCUAAAUCGAAAUCUUGCCUUUUAUUUGAAUCAAGAGUAAAGAACGCGCAAAUAUUUACUAUCUCAAAAGAAAAUAUUUUGCACUUUAGCACUCUGAUCAAAAAUAGGAGCUUUGAUGGGACCAUAACAAAUAGAAGUAAACACAACAUGGAUGACCGUUUCGUGUAUAACCAACACAUAAGUAGUAAUAGACCUUUUGAAUGUAAUGAUCAGAAUGAUCGACAUGAUCGAAAUGAUGGAAAUGAUGUAAAUGAUCGAAAUGAUCGAAAUGAUGAAAAUGAUCGAAAUGAUCGAAAUGAUGAAAAUGAUCGAAAUGAUCGAAAUGAUGAAAAUGAUCGAAAUGAUCGAAAUAGUUUAGUUAAUAUUUUUUGCAAAAAUAAAUAUGUUAGUAACAAAGAGGUUUAUAAGGGCAACAGAUGUGUGUGUGCAGGUGAUGAUGUCUGUUUCAGUAGUAGUCUUGGUUUUGAACGAGGUGAAGGAAGCAACUUGAACGAUAGGAGGAGUAAUCACAGCGCUGGGAAAGAUAGUGAAAAUGGUAGUGUAACAGGAAGUGAAAGAGCAAAUAAUAGUCAUAGUGACAACGGUAGUGACAGUAAAGGACUUUCGAAGAGAAGCCACAGAAGUAUAUUUUCAAAUAUGAAUUCUGGCUUUACAAAGAAUAAAAUGCAGAGUAUGGAAGGUUAUAUGGUUUUUAAAAACAUAAGACUUAAAAAAUUAAAAAAAAUAAAAAAGAAGAAUACGAAUGAUAUAAGGAAAAGAGGAGUAAAGGCAAAAGAGCAAGUAAAAACAAUAGCAUUUAAAAAGGCGCAAAAUUAUGGCAAUAAAAACAGUAGAAGUACUACCUCCACAUAUUAUGACGAUACAAGGAGCCUGAACAAUAAUAAAACAUGCUCUUUGAAUGCGUUAAGAAUACACCAUUCAGUAAAAGAACUUAAAAAAGAUAAAUCCUUUUUAAUUAUGAAAAAGUAUGUUAAAGAGAAAAAGAAUGAGAAAAUACAAUAUAUUAAGAGGAAUAAACAAAUUAAUCUUUCCAUUUUUUCGUACGAAAAAGAAAUAUAUAAUAGGCGUAUAGGUCCUAGUGGAAAUUUACGCUUUAGGUACUUUAUAAAGAAAAAAAAAAGAAAGGAAGAAAUGAUGAAUAAAAAAAAAAAAAAAAAAAAGAAUUUUAAGAAUAAGGAAGAACCGAUGCCACCACUAAAGAGCAAGGAAGAAUCGCUGUUGCCAUAUGUUAAAUUGUUAAAGCACACUGUGGAAAAGGUGUUAAACGGAAACAUGGGAUGUAAGCCUGACUCUCUACACAAUUAUCAAUAUAGUGUGAGAAAGGGUAGGAUAGGUGGGAUUGGAAAUGGUAGCGGCAGUGAUAGUGAUAGUGUCAGUGACAGUAGUAAUAGCAAUGACACUGAUAGAGAUAAUCUGAGCCAUAAGUCAGACCCAUACAGGAUCCAAAAAAGGGUAGCAUUAUACACUAAUGAAAGCAUUAAAGAGAAGAAGACCCCCUUAAAAGCAGGUGAUAAGAGGAACAUUUUAAAGGCUUAUUCCACAAGUAUUAUAGAAAAGAAUAACACAGAUAAUGAUUUAAAAUUUACCAUGUCGAAUAAGUUACAUCUGUUUAACAGUUUCGAAGUACCUGAACAUGUACAUGUAGCAAAAACGGGGGGUGGCAAUAACAUCAUAUUGAAUAAAAUGUAUGAAGUUAGGCCAUACGUUUUAGAAAACGGCAAACAGAGAAGUAUUAAGGAAGGAAAGAAUUAUUACCCCUAUACAUUUGACGAGGUAAUAUGCAGAAAUAUAAUGAAAAAAUGCAAAAAUCAGUUAAAAAAAGAGGGAGAACGGAAUCUUGUAAAAGGCUCUAACAAUUGUUGUUUUUGUUCUUUAAUAUCAGCAUGUGAAUUUUGCAUUGCGAGUAGGUGCACAGGAAGAAGUCCCAUGGAGGAGAGGGGGAAAAGCCUGGAAUUAAUAAGGAAAGGGAAUGAAAGGGAAGAUAACACUGCUGCUUUUGGAGAGGCUUCUAUAGAAGCUUCUAACAGUGCUUCUAACGCUGUUUCUAAUGAUAGAGAUUUUCUUAGAGACAGAAGAACUUCCAGUAAACAACAUGACCAGAAAAGUAAAACGAGUAACUCAUUAAAUGGGAAUGAUGCGUACGGGAACAGAACCAUCGAUAAGAUUGAUAAUGGAUGGUGCUCUCUGUGUGCUGUUGACUCAGUUCCCUACACAAAUGAAACGAGCAAUACGUUCAAUACGCCCAGUACGUGCAAUAAGCCCAGUACGUGCAAUAAGCCCAGUACGUUCAAUACGCCCAGUACGUGCAAUACACCCAAUAAGUGCAAUACACCCAAUAAGUGCAAUACACCCAAUAAGUGCAAUACACCCAAUAAGUGCAAUACACCCAAUAAGUGCAAUACACCCAAUAAGUGCAAUACCCCCAAUACGCACAGUAAUAAUAAUGUAUACUAUAUAGUCGAUUUAAUAUAUUAUGGAGAUAAGUCACAAGUGUAUAAAUGCAUAAAUGUAAAUGAUAAGAAAACAUAUGCAAUGAAGAUCGUUUUAAAAGAAAAAGGAAAUUAUCAGGAUAAUGAUUCAAAAUAUGCAAACAAUUUUACAAAAAAAUAUUUAUUUUUAAAAAGUAACCCACAUAAAAAUAUUAUAUCCAUAUAUGAUGUAUUUACUGCAAAAAAUUAUAACUGUAUAAUUAUGGAUUUUUGUGAAGGAUGUACUUUAUUCGACUAUUUUAUGUCUCUUGCACCGGAUUCGUUAAAUGUAUAUGAAGUAAAAAAGAUAAUGAAGAACCUACUCUUAGCUCUAGACUUCUUACAUUCAAAGGAUAUGAUACAUAGAGAUAUUAAAUUUGAAAACAUUAUGUUUAGGAAAAAAAGAAAAGCAAAUAUGAAUUAUGAAAAUUUUGGCACCUCCUACAGACUAGCUGAUAGUAAUGUUCCGUAUAUAUCUGAAGAGGGCAAUAGAUCAGUAUCAUGUGGAAGCAGGACGUUAAGAGGUGCUCGACAUGUUAGGAGAAGAGCGUUUAGAAGCAAAGACUACUGCUGCAACUACAACUAUAACUACCCAUUUUUGAUGAAUUUACAAGGUGAGGGGGGGAGUCGCGCGAAAUAUACCACUUCUGCGGAUAGAAUAAACUAUGAGUUGUACAAUGACAGUGAUUCGGAAGAAGCUAACUGUGGAGGAGAUGCUAGCGAUAGUGAUUAUUAUGAUAAUGAACACUACUGCAGUGAGAGCUACUAUGAAGAUGACUAUUCAGGAAACGACAGCAACAGUCAUAUUGGACUAAACGCCCCUUACUUGUGCAACAACGAGAUAAAUCCACCACCUCAUUUUGAAAGAGGAAGGAAAGAAAAGGAUUUUAAUGAGAAGGAUGAAGAAAUUGUCAAGAAUGAAAGAGAAAGAGGAGCAGGAGGUAGAAUAGGAGUUUCUUCUUCUUCUUCUUCUUCUUCUUCUUCUUCUAAGACUUCUCUCGAUUCUUUUAUUUCCAAAAAUUCCUUGAUAUCCAUAAAUUCAUAUGAACCUCGGAUCUAUACCUCUGAGAAUUAUAAUUUUAGAAAGGGUUUUAAGAUUCCAAGGAAAAUGCGUAAUGGUAGUAGUAGUAGUAGUAAUUACGUGCAUACGCGCUUUAUUCCUAAGGGUUGCAAAACACUUAUAAACACCACUAAAAGGGGGAGUAGUAGGAGCAUCGGAAAUAAUAGAGGCAAUGCUAGUGACGGUAAUUAUGAGUCGAAGAGGAACAACCUUCCCUUAAGGAGUCUCCAACUACAUGAAGGGAAAUACACAAAGCGCAAAGAAGUAAAGAGCAAUAGUGUUAAAAAAGACAGAAGGGAAAGAAAGGAUAACAAUAAUUCAUACAGUGAUUUAUGUUUAAUUGAUAUGGACAUGAUGGAGCAUGUUUAUAAUAAUGGUAAUUUUAAUAGUGAUAGUAGAAGUACAACUUCAAAGAAUAUCUGUGGCACUGCACCUUAUAUGUCACCAGAGUCAUUAGAUGGAAUUAUAUCUACUGGUAAUGACAUAUGGGCAUGUGGAGUUAUUUUAUAUGCACUAAUGGAUGGAAGAUUUCCAUUUGAAAUUAAUAAUAAUAUGUCUAUUCAUUUAAAAAAAAAAAUAUUAACCCACACUAAGCCACAUUUUGAUCCUUUUAUUUGGAAACAACAUCCUGAAGUCCUAGAUUUAUGUUUGCGUCUUUUAGACCCAAACCCAUUUACGAGAAUACAGAACGCGAGGGAGGCUCUGAUUCAUUAUUGUUUUGCUGAUCUAGUAUAG